GUCAGAAAUUAAAAGCGGUAGCUAUUGUGGUUCUUUCCCCUUCACACUUUUUCAGUUUCCUUCGUCUUUCUUCUUUCACUGAUAUCACUUCCUUCCCUUCGUUAACUUUCUCUUUCGUCUACGCCUCCGUUCAAUUUGUUCCUCACUGUCCUUUUCAAUCGCCGCAACACCAAAGAAGUUUCUCUCCCAUAGCGCUGAGAGAGAGAGAAUGGAUUGGGGAAACGUGACCGCGGAGGAUCUGAUCGACGCUCUUCGCGAGGUUGAUUGGUCUUCGCCGCCGCGUCCUCUGUCGGAAUUCUUCUCGCGAUUCACUGUUCCCAGAUCUUCCUCCAAAUGGAAUAGCCGCCUCAAGUGCAAUCUUUACUACUACCGGACCAACUACUUCAUUUUGAUUGUUUCUGUUCUCAUAUUGGGUUUUCUUCGGAGGCCACUUGCUAUUGUAGCUGCGCUUCUUACGGCACUUAGCAUUGCUUUUCUGAAUGACAGCUUUGCAGGUACCUUUAGUGAGAAGGUAACAAGAACAGUUAGACAAUUUUCACCCCAUUUAGCUGCCAAGAUGAGACCUCCUCUCACGCCUGUUAUUCGUGGACGUCCAUCAGCAAAGAGAGCAAUUUAUAUAUGUGGUCGGCCACGCUGGGUGUUUGUCUUGAUAUUUUCUUCUGCAAGUUUCAUCCUUUGGUUUGUUUCUGCUGGUCUCCUGACUGUUUUAUGGGCACUUGCUAUUGGUCUUCUUGCUACCAUCCUGCAUGCAAGCUUUAGAACACCUAACUUGAAAGCUCGUCUAAACACCUUCCGUGAAGAAUUUCGUGCAGUAUGGCGCAAUUAUAGUGAGCUUUAGCUUGCAUAAAAUUUGUUGGACUUGGAUGUGUUGCUGCUUUAUAGUCGAAGUAAUAUCCUUUUAUUCGAAUGAAGCACUCUAGGGACGGCUGCCAACCAUUGGAGACUAUCAACAGAUUGUAAAUUUUCAGGAAUCAUCUUGUUUUUGUAGUACACUGUUCUCAUUGUUUAUCAUAUCUAGCGGAAGCAUUGGAAUAUUGAUAGACGCUGUAAUCUAGACUCGCUCACCAUUCUAGUUGUCAAAAUUCGUAAUUGCUCUAGAAAUUGGUGAUGUAAGAUACUUCAAUUUCUUGUAUGUUUCAUAUUUGUAGGUUUCUUUUAUUUUGAUAUUGUGGUUGCAUUCCGGUAAAGAUUGAAAAAAUGGUUGCUUGCCUUGUGUGAUGCGUUUCUAAAGCUGUUUGUUUUAGUGCACGGGGUGAGUAGAACUUCAGUUCUUGCAUCACAGUUGUUGACUUUGUUUUGCCUGUUAUUUUGUUUGACAUGCUGUUGCUUUAUUUUCUGUAUGCAUGGACAAGCUCCAGUAAGACUGAGUCCAUGUGUUUGUAACUUUUUGCAUUUUGUGUAAGGGAAACUGGUGAGAGCAAGCCUCCACUUUAGUUCUU
This is a messenger RNA of Abrus precatorius (Indian licorice), 1439 nucleotides long. Its product is annotated as PRA1 family protein A1-like. The transcript is spliced from 9 exons. The record is from RefSeq and is a predicted model, not a curated record. Lineage: Eukaryota; Viridiplantae; Streptophyta; Magnoliopsida; Fabales; Fabaceae. Gene Ontology annotation, cellular component: membrane. Bases 209 to 838 code for a protein of 209 amino acids.